Molecule: messenger RNA, 1290 nt
Organism: Perkinsus marinus ATCC 50983
Lineage: Eukaryota; Perkinsozoa; Perkinsida; Perkinsidae
Exons: 2
Coding region: 1-1290 (429 amino acids)
Biological process (GO): proteolysis; protein catabolic process
Molecular function (GO): serine-type endopeptidase activity; ATP-dependent peptidase activity; ATP binding
Source: RefSeq, a predicted model, not a curated record
AUGAUUCCGAAGAUUCGAGUGGAGUUGAAUGAGGAUGGAAUCUUCACUGUGCGCAAAGAUACUUUUGAUGACCCAGUCACUGUGCGAGAGGCUCGGGAGGAACUGUUGCGGGAAUGCGAGAAAUUGGCUGCUCGCGAUUCGAAAUUCGCGUUGAAAUGGGUGCAAGCUUUGGCGAGAUGCGAGGCUAAGGAUCUCCAUUGGAUGCCCGAUGCCUUAGCGGAGAUCUUGACAAUUUCGGAUGAGGAGAAGGUAUCUCUUCUGGAGGAAAGGAGUCUGGUAGCUCGAGCGAGACGGGUUGGUGAUAUUAUUCGUGGAAAGGUUGGUGAUGGGCAGAAGGAUAGAGAGGAUAUCGAUCAGCUGAUCGAUUUGGGGAGGAAGAUCCCUCUUGGGAAUACUGGUGAUAGGACUCGACGGGUGUUUGAGAAGGAGUUAACGAGGCUAAGUCAGCUUGAGCCGAGCUCACAGGAGUACGCAGUAACACGACAGUAUCUCGACGUUGUCCUUUCAUUGCCGUGGACUUCUACUGAGGGCGUCGUCGACUUCUCUGCAGUGCGCUCGAGUUUGAGUGCCACUCACUAUGGUUUAGAAGAGGUUAAGGAGAGAGUGGUAGAGUUGUGGGCGUUGGGCAAGAUGUCUCAUCCUUCGACUGGACAGGGGACGGAGGAGCUCCCUAUGAGAGUAACGGAAGAGAGUCUCGUCGAUUGGCUGGGCUUGCCAACCUACCCUGGAAAUCGUUGGACGCGUGGUAUCUCUCCCUCGAGUGCAUCGGUGGUUGGUUUGGGAUGGACCGAGGCCGGCGGGACGAUGCUGGAAGUAGAGUGCCUGCCGAGCUCAGAGUGGUUGAUAACGGGGCAGGUGGGAGUGACGCUGCAGGAGACUGUCAGGAUAGCGGCAAGUUGGAGCAAGAUCACUAAUCCUAUGCACGUCAAUAUUGGCCCUGAUGUCUCAGCAAGGAAGGACGGUCCUUCUCUCGGCCUAGCGUUAGCGGCACUGUUCUGGGCGCAGCGACGAGAGCGAACGGUUCCUCACGGGAUUGGUUUCACGGGGGCGAUAACGCUGAGUGGAGGAGUAGAGCGCGUUGGUGGUAUCCGAGAGAAGGUGGUGGCUGCGAGUUUGGGAGGGCUAAAGGUGGUGGUGUUACCCAAAGCGAACAAGGCGGAGUGGAAGGCGAUAGAAGAUGGAUUAAAGGAUGGGUUGGAAGUUGUUUUCGUAGAGGACCUGACGGAGCUCGAAGGCUUGCUAGAUGAGCUUGCGGAAUUGAGAAGGGAAAGUUUCAUGUAUGAAGUGUGA